ACUAAUGACAUUUGUAAAUUUUCUGCAAAAAAAGAACAAUCCGUUUCUGGUUUUCAUGCAUUUUCCAAUAUUUUUUCCAUGACUUAUAAUAUUCAUUUGAUUCAAAAUGGUUAAAACCAGCGUUAGAACGCAAAAUACUUCAGUACCAAACACGAGAGAAAUUGUUUUAGCCGCGAUCAGAAAAUUAACACUGAACACAGGUUGGACUACAAGAAAAAUCAACGAACUAAUAAGACUUGAAUAUAACGCACGUGACCGCAAUCUUAGUCGAAAAGUAGGAAGAGCAUUAAAAACAGGAGUAAAGCGAGGAUUAUUUCAUGUAGUUAACGGCAGGUACCGGUUAAAAGAUGGUCUGUGUCAUAUUUUGGCAUCUCCCAUUGGUGCUCGCGAAAGGCAGUCGCAUAACAGGACACAUGCCUUAAGGAAAAUUACCAAGAAAAAAGAUCGCUGGCUGAAAAAGGCACAAAAAUGUAUAACUAUUCGUAGUGAUUGAUUUUAUUGUUCAGAUUGUCUUUUUUACUAUUUUUUUUACAUUUUAUUUUUUGUCAAUGAUUUUUUAAUAGACACUUAUUAAAAUAGA
This is a messenger RNA of Maniola jurtina (meadow brown), 580 nucleotides long. RefSeq lists its product as uncharacterized. Gene Ontology annotation, molecular function: DNA binding. Gene Ontology annotation, cellular component: nucleosome. The record is from RefSeq and is a predicted model, not a curated record. Gene Ontology annotation, biological process: nucleosome assembly. The transcript is spliced from 2 exons. NCBI's taxonomy places the organism in Eukaryota, Metazoa, Arthropoda, Insecta, Lepidoptera, Nymphalidae. Bases 107 to 493 code for a protein of 128 amino acids.